This is a messenger RNA of Mitosporidium daphniae, 1131 nucleotides long. RefSeq lists its product as uncharacterized. The transcript is spliced from 3 exons. Gene Ontology annotation, molecular function: transcription cis-regulatory region binding; protein binding. Gene Ontology annotation, cellular component: Set1C/COMPASS complex. The record is from RefSeq and is a predicted model, not a curated record. NCBI's taxonomy places the organism in Eukaryota, Fungi, Microsporidia. Bases 1 to 1131 code for a protein of 376 amino acids.
AUGCGAGUCUUCGAUGCUUACCAGGCAGGAAGCCGCAUCGAUGGAUACAAAGCUUUUCCAUUGGAAGGUUGUCAUGGAUUACUUCCGUCUCCAUUGGAGCAAAUUUUACUCCAAAAGCCUGCCACCCAGCUCUUCAUGGCAAAAUGCUGCCAUUGGCCAUUUAAGCUCCCUUUUGUCGUCCGGGAAAGUCAUGCCAGGGGGGAAAAAGAAAGCAGGAAUGAAGCGCCAAUAAUGCACUAUCAAACACGCCCGAUCAUUUCCUCAAGGGUCCUAGCCUCGGGGAUCCUGAUUCCAAUUACGGAUUCUUCUGAAAGCCCCAUCGAGAUGCGGUCCAAAAGCUUGAAAAAUGCCAAUAGCCAUGCAAACGGUAAGAAGAGGGAAAUAGAUUCCAUCGAUUUUGACCGGCAAAACCCAACGUCGCCAGAUCCGGUUCGAAUUUCUCGCCUUUCAACGCUAACCAAUUCUGCGCUUGUCAUAUCUCCAGAUGGGUUGAUCGUUUCCAGUGGAAAUGCAUCACAUGGCUGUUUUUCAGGAACUUGGUACUAUGAGGUGACCAUUUUGCCCUCUCCCGAAAAGACAACAAAUGUCAGAGUAGGGUGGGCUCAGGGCCUUUCGGAUCUCCAUUCGCCGGUCGGGUUUGAUGAAUUUGGAUAUGCUUUUGGAGACGUAAAAAGCAUUCUGUUCCACACAGGCCGUCCUUUAAAUACGUUCGUCAAUAUGCCGGUUACGCCAAAGGAUGCCAUUUUUACAAUUGGAAUGUUGAUCCAUUUGCCACUACCAUCCAACGACGAAUCGGAUUACGAUGAGCACAAACUGCGCCAAUUUCAGCAGCUUUUCCCGCCUAGGCAGCUCACAGAUGCAUACCUAAUCAAACACAAGCUCCUCGGAAAUUCGUACUUGGAAUUCUUCAUCAACGGGGUUUCCAUUGGCAGGGGUGGAGAGGCCUUUGGCUUGUAUAGGGGCAAGUAUUAUCCUGCCGUUUCUGUUUUCAAUGGAAGCGUUUCCGUAAAUUUUGGCCAAGCUAAAUUUGCGACCGAUUUUUCAACCGAUCCUCGCGCCAUAAGACCCGUUUCCGAGCUGUGUGGACUUUCUGAGCCUUUUGACUUUGAGACAAGUCGGUUCAUUGGGUGA